CAAAUCAUCUUUCACUCUACUCAAUUACUACAACUCAACUACUAUCCAACAUGUCUCUCCCUGGUAGAUUCAUGAUCAUUGUCGACGGAAAGCCCGUCGCCAAUCCCCAAGACAACGGCGAGCCCAUAAUCCAGGCUCAGUCUGGCGACCCUGCUGCCAUUUUUGAGCUUCGAGACGGCCGUCUCUUCUCUGGCGAGUGGGCUUUGGGCCGUCUCAACUUUGAAGACCGAUCUUUGUUGCCCAAGCGUGUCUUGUGGCGCAAGAGAGAAGCCGUCGAAGAGCUUCAGCCGGUUCAGGUCCAAGAGUUUGAUGGUCCCCCCGAGCUCAAGUUUUCUGGUGCCGGUCUGGCAUUCUUUGACAACAAGCUUUUUGCACCUAUCAUAGAAGGCGAGAGCCAGCCUAUCCAGAUUCGCCCCUUGCCAUUCUAAGCAGUGUUGAUUGAUGAGCUGGUAUCUCAGAGACUCGGUUUUGAGAAACAUGUCUUUAAAU
Messenger RNA from Fusarium redolens, 489 nucleotides. RefSeq lists its product as uncharacterized. Lineage: Eukaryota; Fungi; Ascomycota; Sordariomycetes; Hypocreales; Nectriaceae. The coding region runs from base 51 to 428 and encodes 125 amino acids. The transcript has 3 exons. The record is from RefSeq and is a predicted model, not a curated record.